This is a messenger RNA of Elephantulus edwardii (Cape elephant shrew), 1425 nucleotides long. It is a transcript of the gene RAB1A, whose product is annotated as RAB1A, member RAS oncogene family. NCBI's taxonomy places the organism in Eukaryota, Metazoa, Chordata, Mammalia, Macroscelidea, Macroscelididae. Bases 194 to 811 code for a protein of 205 amino acids. Gene Ontology annotation, molecular function: GTP binding; GTPase activity. The transcript is spliced from 6 exons. The record is from RefSeq and is a predicted model, not a curated record.
CAUUUUGGGUGGAAGCGAUCGCUGAGUGGCGGCGGCUGCUGCUUGUGUUCUGAGGGGACAGAGUAGGGGAAGCCGUUUGUUCUCCCGGCACAGCCUAGCUCAUCCCUUUCCUUUGACGACCCGUGGCGCAGAGAAUCAGGGCGGCGGCUGCAGCAGCAAGGGCGGAGGUGGCGGCGGCGGCAGCUGCAGUGACAUGUCCAGCAUGAAUCCCGAAUAUGAUUAUUUAUUCAAGUUACUUCUGAUUGGUGACUCUGGGGUUGGAAAGUCUUGCCUCCUCCUUAGGUUUGCAGAUGACACAUACACAGAAAGCUACAUCAGCACAAUUGGUGUGGAUUUUAAAAUAAGAACUAUAGAGUUAGAUGGGAAAACAAUCAAGCUUCAAAUAUGGGACACAGCAGGCCAGGAAAGAUUUCGAACAAUCACCUCCAGUUACUACAGAGGAGCCCAUGGCAUCAUAGUCGUAUAUGAUGUUACAGAUCAGGAAUCCUUCAAUAAUGUUAAACAGUGGCUGCAGGAAAUUGAUCGUUAUGCCAGUGAGAAUGUCAACAAGCUGUUGGUAGGGAAUAAAUGUGAUCUGACCACAAAGAAAGUAGUAGACUACACAACAGCAAAGGAAUUUGCUGAUUCCCUUGGAAUUCCAUUUUUGGAAACCAGUGCGAAGAAUGCAACGAAUGUAGAACAGUCUUUCAUGACAAUGGCAGCUGAGAUUAAGAAGCGGAUGGGCCCAGGAGCGACAGCUGGUGGUGCCGAGAAGUCCAAUGUGAAGAUUCAGAGCACCCCAGUCAAGCAGUCAGGUGGAGGCUGCUGCUAAGAUCCGCCUCCGUCCUUCUCACAGCAAAGAGUUUGCAAUCCGAACCCAAGUGAAAAAAACAAAAUUGCCUGAAUUGUACUGUAUGUAGCUGCACUACAACAGGUUCUUACCGUCUCCACAAAGGUCAGAGAUUGUAAAUGGUCAAUACUGACUUUUUUUUUAUUCCCUUGACUCAAGACAGCUAACUUCAUUUUCAGAACUGUUUUAAACCUUUGUGUGCUGGUUUAUAAAAUAAUGUGUGUAAUCCUUGUUGCUUUCCUGAUACCAGACUGUUUCCCGUGGCUGGUUAGAAUAUAUUUUGUUUUGAUGUUUAUAUUGGCAUGUUUAGAUGUUGGGUUUAUUUUAGUCUUCUGAAGAUGAAGUUCAGCCAUUUUGUAUCAAACAGCACUACCAGUGUCUGUCACUUCCAUGCAUAAAGUUUAGUGAGAUGUUUUAUGUAAGAUCUGAUUUGCUAGUUCUUCCUUGUAGAGUUAAAAUGGAAAGAUUACACUAUCUGAUUAAUAGUUUCUUCAUACUCUGCAUAUAAUUUGUGGCUGCAGAAUAUUGUAAUUUGUUGCACACUAUGUAACAAAACUGAAGAUAUGUUUAAUAAAUAUUGUACUUAUUGGAAGUAA